Coccomyxa subellipsoidea C-169 is the source of this 657-nucleotide messenger RNA. Its product is annotated as DUF900-domain-containing protein. Lineage: Eukaryota; Viridiplantae; Chlorophyta; Trebouxiophyceae; Coccomyxaceae. Bases 1 to 657 code for a protein of 218 amino acids. The transcript has 4 exons. The record is from RefSeq and is a predicted model, not a curated record.
AUGGCGAGCACGGCAGCUGCUAACAUUCGAGUGUUGUAUGCCACCAACAGAAUCAGGCUUCCGGGCAAGGACGUCCUCGUGUUUGUGCAUGGCUACAGCAACACAUUCACCAGUGCAGUUCAAGGGGCUGCCCGCCUCCAGGUGGACAUUCCUUUCAAGGAAGGUCCUGUGGUGGCCUUCUCUUGGGCUUCCUGGGGCAAGGGUGAGAAGUACAUUGAAGACGGGGUGAUACAAGGAUGGUCCAUCGAACCAUUCCUGAAGCUUCUGGGCCUCUUGAAGGGUGCGGCCAAGAUCCACAUUCUGGCGCACAGCAUGGGCAAUCGGAUCGCUCUGCAGGCUCUGGCAACGCUGGUCAGCUCCUCAGCACCGGUCACCCUGCCUUUCGGCCAGCUGAUUUUUGCAGCUGCAGACGAAGACAGCGAUGUGUUCACACGCAUCAUGACGCACCUCGUUCGAGCAAACCUAGGUGAGGGCAGGACUCUGUAUGCGAGCUGCCAGGAUGGAGCCCUUUGGGCCUCAGCUCGUCUGCACCACGACGACCGGGCGGGGCAAGUGUGGCCAAAGGUGCUUUUGGGGGGAGACAGCCUGCCCUACCAAUCGCGCAGGCCUUACGUCCUUGUCAAUGGACUGGAUACCAUCGAUUGCACAGGUGCUUAA